GCGGCUUCGUCAUUGUCGAUCUCUCUAACUUCAUCAGCACCGUGCUUUUCGCUUCCGUCUUCAGACUAACUGCUUGGCAAAAAUACACCGUGAUCUGAAGUAGUUUGGCUCUUCGGGAAAAAAUGCAGCCCAGAAUGUUUGCAUCUUCUCUUUGGUCUUUCAACAAUGUUGGAAUGAAGCACAUUUCAGUGGUCCACCAUGUCUAUCAAGACGUUAUAAAUUUUAGUUCUUGAAGUUUGAUGUCGUGAACUUUAGACUUCCUGGUGCUCCCUAAUUUUCUUGUGGUGCAUUUCUUUUUAAUGAAUUGGCACGGCUUUAUCGGCCGCUCAUUUAUGAUGAUUCUGCCAUUUGUAGCUUUUUUAUGUAAUUAGGAAAGGAAUUAGUUGAUGGCAAAAAAAAGGGAAAGGUAUUAGUGAAGAUUAUUUGGUUCUAUUAUUGUGUGUUCUUUUCUUAUAUGUGAUUUUUCUUUCUUACAUUACACUUCAGUCCAGCUGAUUUUACUACAAUUCCAAGAUGAUUUUAUUAAGAACUAAAUGAAACACAUCAUUCAUCUGCAAUAAGUUUCUUGUAGAUAUCUCAAUUAUUCAGACGUCUUUCUUCAUUAAAAUGUUUGCUUUACCUGAUUUGCUGAAAGUCUGAAUUAGCUUCUAAAUGUUUCGUGCAACUGAGUAUACUUACAUUACAUGGAAAAUGUACAGAUCGGAGAGAGUUCCAAAAUUGUUAUCCUUAUGCAAGCAGUCUGUUAUCACAUUCAGGUCAAUUUAAUGUAAGAUAGAACCUGCAGGGUUCACCAUGAGCCGAGGAUCUUCAGUGAAAAAACCUUUUUUGCCUCCUGCCAUAGCGCCACCUCCAAGAGCUUUUGCAAAGUCAGCGCAAAGGAGGAAGCAGAGUCCUCGGAACCCGUUGCAGGAUCUGAACCGCAUUUCUAGUGGCAGUAAUAGCAGUGAUUCUUCCAGCGUCUCUGCUGAAGCCUCAAGAGGUUGCCUCCGAUUUUUCCUCUCCCAUGCUUCUUCUCCUUCUCCUUCUUCAAAAUCCUCUGCCUGUAGACCAAAAUACCUCUCCAAAACUCCAAACUCAAUCCCCAAUGUGCCUCCUUUGAGGCAGCCUAAAGCAAAAGAGAACUUUGCAAAAGGUAAUAGUGGGGAGCACACUAAAAAGUUUGCAUUCGAGAAGGCUCAGAAAUUUAAGAAGAAUCCCCCAUGCCUCUACCAGUGGCAAUCCGGGAAAAAAUCUGGCUCUAAAGUUGGCCAAAAAUCCAAGUUGUCUUCUGUUCUGAAUGACCACUGCAAUUUUCUUCCUAGAUUGCCACCUGCAUCUGAACAGUCAAGGCUACAGGAAGAUAGACUCAAGAGGAUAAAUGACAAAGAUAAUGAGUGUUCCCAGGUCAAAUCCUGUCAUAGUGAAGUAACUUUGACUCCUUUGAGUAAAGGAGCAUUUGACUCAGAUUUGGAUAUUGUAGGUGAUGAAGGGGAUGCUAAAGAGAACUCAAACACAAGCCUGAGCAAAACACCUCCAAUUCAAAACUCUGUUUCCCCAGAGAUACAAUGUGGUUCUUCUUUGGCUUCAGCUACUACACCAGCCUGUUAUGGUGCUGGCUAUAUAGUUUCUGGUGUCACUGACAAGAGAAAGUGCAGGCCUAGAGGCAUUCUUAUUGUCGGAGAGGACAACCCCAACUUUAAUAAUGUGGCUGCUGAUAGUCUUGAUGAUGAGAAUGUGAAAGAAAUGGUGGGCAUGGUCAACAAUGUCAGCACCUCUUUGUUGCCUUUGCCAAGUGAAGCUUCAAUGUAUUGGGUUUGUUCACCUCAUAAGAAUGGGAAUAAAGAUGUCACGGGGACAUCUGAAAAUGGAGCUAGUCAAGUUCAGGGGCAAGCAGAGUCCACCGCUCUUGGCUCCAUUUCUUCACCAUCAUCCGGCCAUAGAGUUUCUCUGGGCCUAAAUGAUAGCAUUGAUUUGUCUAGUGCGGGUUACUGUAUCAGGAGAAAAGCAACUAGUUCAAUUUCUCCUAGUGGGCUCUCUGAAUUUCAAGGAUUUUCAGAUUCCCUAUUAUCACCUUCUUAUUUACCCAUGUUCUUUUCUCCCAAUUCAACAUCCAGCUGCAUGGCCGGUGGCUCAGGAAUGGGCAAAACUUCUCAACUCAAUCCUAUUGAAGAGAACUCUCCAUUCUCACUCAAUUCUUUGAGUAGUGGAAAUGUUAUUCAAACUCCACAGUCAGACUCCAGUUCAGAUAUCCAUGUUGGAGUGCCAUGGGUUCAUGGAGACUAUCUGAAGAAAAAUGGUCCUAAGCUUGACCUUGAUUCCAUAGGUGAAGUUAUUCCAUCAGCAAGCUUCAUGUCUUUGCCAUUUGAGGAUUCUGUUAAUUCAAGUUUCCGAUUCGAUUGUUCUACUGUGCCUUCUGAUUCAAUUGAUCUCUGUAAACUUCCAAAAUUUUUGGAUGAUCAGGUUCCUUGGUUAUCGAGUUCUACAAUUGAGACAGCAUCACAGUCCCAAAUGAGGAUAUCAUGGAGGGAAGGGUUAAUGAGCCAACUUUAUGAGAUGGAUGACGUUGAUUGUUGCAAGUGCUUGUCAGAUGAAGAAGAACUUGCUAAUGACUGUAAUAGCAAUGAAUUAUCAAUCUAUCAUGGUCCUAAAGUCAAUGACAAAGUAGAUUUUGAUCAAAAGUUGAGUAGUGAUGUCAAAACCACUGAAACUGAUGAUAAAGAGCUGAGAAUUGAGGGGUUGGGCAAAGAAAUAUUUCCAGGUUUGGUAUCUUGUUCAGUGGCCGAGUCUAUAAGCACUGAUGGAACUGGUCUGGUUGCUUCAAGAGAUGAUUCAGAUUGGACGUCAUGCUACAAGAACACAUUAUUUGAAGAUUAAGAUUGAAGUUCGUUGUCCGUUCAUAGGGUAAGAGCUAGACUAACAUGUUAAAAGUUGGUCUUUAGGAGUUGACCUCUGCUUGUACUCAUCAAAUUUGUGUUUCACUUGACACUAGAAUUUUAGAUCUCUGGUGUAAAAUUUAAUGUAUGUACAAUGAGAUUAUCUUGAAUCUGAUCCUUGCAAGGGAGGAUAUUGGCUGGGUGGUUGAAGAAAUAAAAAUAUAAUAAAAUAUUCAACUUGU
Molecule: messenger RNA, 3094 nt
Organism: Prosopis cineraria
Lineage: Eukaryota; Viridiplantae; Streptophyta; Magnoliopsida; Fabales; Fabaceae
Exons: 2
Coding region: 793-2853 (686 amino acids)
Source: RefSeq, a predicted model, not a curated record